Messenger RNA from Gregarina niphandrodes, 169 nucleotides. Its product is annotated as putative retrotransposon protein. The annotation marks the transcript as partial. The transcript has a single exon. The record is from RefSeq and is a predicted model, not a curated record. Lineage: Eukaryota; Apicomplexa; Conoidasida; Eugregarinorida; Gregarinidae.
AUGGGAGUUAUUCGACCUUCUAGCUCUCCUUGGGCUUCCCCGAUUCUACUAGUACCCAAGAAGGAUUCUACCUGGAGGUUCUGUAUUGACUUCCGCAAGCUUAAUGACGUCACGGUCAAGGACAAGUUCCCCCUCCCUCGCAUCGACGACAUGCUCGCCGCACUGUCCG